Messenger RNA from Symbiodinium sp. CCMP2456, 1180 nucleotides. The record is from the annotation of a GenBank genome assembly. Lineage: Eukaryota; Dinophyceae; Suessiales; Symbiodiniaceae.
AUGGCUUCUUGCCUCUCUGCCAAGUUUGCCGACCCCAGCUUGCGCGAGAAGCUGCUGCGGACUGGGGACCGUGAACUCAUCGAUGGCCACUCUGGUAGCCCGGAUUUGAUUUGGGGAUAUCACAUCCCAUCCCAGAAGGGCGAGAACCGACUGGGUAUUUUGCUCAUGGACCUGCGAGCGAAGAUGCGCACUCCACAGACCACCUCUGGCAGUCGUGCUUUGUUCCACCUGGACUGGCCUGUCAAAUGCCUCCACGAUGGUUUGCCGCAAGCUUACGCCUCCCGCAUCCGAGACCUCGCUGUUGGCGCCGGCCUCGCUGGAUGCAGUGUGGUACUUCCGCGCCGGAAGAUUUGCAUUGCUCUCUGCGGGCGAAGUAGCGACAUCGACGCUUGGGAGCAUCGGAUGCGGACGGAAGACGUGGAUGUGAACAGCCGGGGACGGCCGUGUCGUGAGCGCAUGCUGGUGGAGCUCUUGCGCAUGAGCGGGGUUGGAGCGUGCGAUACCUUCUCUCAGCACGAGGCCAAAGAUUGGAAAGGUCUCUGUCUCUGGCUGUCGUCCGCUCUUGUGCUUGAAGCCGCUGCCCUGGCCAAGGUUUUGGGUCCUGAGCCUCCAGAGCUCCCAACGAGAGUGGAGUACUUGGAGAACCGCCAGGCUGUGCGCCUCGACGGUCGGCGAUAUCUGCUGUGCUUGAACGAGACUCUGGCGAAAAGCAUUUCUGAGGCACUGCUUGCCGCUGAUGGCCAAGCCCUCUUGGGGCCAGGAGAAGCGAUCCCGCUGUGCGCUUCGAAGAAGCCGAGUAUCUUUGGGGGGAAGUUUGCCCGCCAGUUGCCGGGCCUUCUGAGCAAAGAGGAGUGCCAGAGGCUCAUUGAGGUCUCCGAGGCCGAAGGCUAUGGCCUAGCAGGUUCCCGUGGCUUCAACCCAUUUGCUCGCUACGCAUUUCGCUGCCUGCUGGACGCUCCCCAGGUCGCGGCAGCAGUGACGCAGCGCUUGUCCCAGCUGCUGCCCUGCGAGUACCCUACAGGAUCAGGGCAGAAACUGCUGGGUGUGAACCAGCGCCUACGCUUCUUGAAGUAUUUGCCUGGAAUGCACCACGCCGAUCAUACGGACUGCGCACACGAGGACGAGAAUGGUCGCAGUUUCCUGACCAUCCAGCUUUACUUGAAUACGGAGUUUACAGGAG